AUGGGCUGUUCAAUCUGCUUGGACGAGUUCGAUCAGGCGGAUGGUGAAGGCAAGAGGGCUUGCGCUCUUCGCUGCGGCCAUAUCUUCCACCAUGACUGUCUCCAGACGUGGUUCUACGGUGCCGCAGCAGCUUCCGCGCACCGGCCCGAUGUACAACACAAGCGAUGUCCUCUUUGUGCGUGCCCUGCCAUGCCCGAUGCUAUCUUCAAGCUCUAUCCCUCGGACGGCGACGACCUCGACACGUACCUCUCGGGUCGGCAUCAGUGGGAGUGGGCCGGACUCGAUGAUGAUCACACCGAAGAGGAUCGCAAGUGGCACAAGAAGCUGCUCGAAGACCUCGUCGACUUCAACAGCGCCGUUCAACGAUAUGUCAUGGCAACCCACGGCGUCGACUGCGACAGAAUGGUCAGGUCCGGCGUCAAGAUCCGCAAGCUUGUGGUCGACCUCACCAAGGAUCGGGGACCCGACCUCGAAGACUCGCUCAUGAGGUCCCUCGCCUCCCUCGAACAAGCAGCCAACGCGUUCCGUGGAAAGUUCCACGACCUCGAACGCAAAUGCAUCAAGAACAGGGUGCUCGAAGUCGAUCUGGUCAGGAAGCAGGAAGCAGCCAGAACGGAGCAGGAACGGCUCGACACCUCUGCACGUGAAGCACGAGCAAAGAAGUUCGAGAUCGAUCGAAAGAUGCGCGCAGCAAACGAGCGCAUGGAUGCCGCCGUCGCGUUGGAGAGGAAGCUCGAAGACAAGGGCAACGAACUUGCAGCACAGCAGAGAAGCCUCUUUCAACAAGGACAAGAGCUUCUAGGUCAAAAACGCAACAUGGAGCUGCAGACUUCACUCAAGAUCACCAACAUGCAGAGCCAGAACAAUUCCGCCUUGACUGCGAUGCGAAGAGAGGUAGAUGCAGCCACCAAAAAGGCUGCAGACGCGGAAGAGGCGAGGAAGGCGGCGCACAGCAAGAGCUGUCACCUCGCCGAGCAGAUGGAAAAGAUGAAGCAGCUUCUCAAGAGUCGCAAGAAAGACGCAGGACCGAGCCUGAGAACAGCUUCUACCGAGGAAUUGGAGGCGAAGGAACGCAGGAUUCGGGCCCUAGAGCUACAGAUCAAAAGCAAGGACGACCUAUUGAAGAAGGCAGGACUUUCGGCGACACCUCAACGUCGCGCCGCCGGGUCCUCGAGCCGCUUGUCCUCGGCUACGUUCGUCGACCUCACACGCUCUAGCAGCCCUUUCGACCAGGACACGGACAGCUUCCCCACAACGCCACUCGACGGCGUCAACCUAGCCUCUCGUGCAUCGACUCCGGCUUACGGCGUGCCCGAGUCUUCCCCGACGAUCCAACGCAAAGACAAGGGCAAGAAGCGGGUCCGCGUGAGCCUCUCGGUCGAACCAGAGAGACUCGAUGACACCUCGGACGACGAAUACUUCCCGAUGCCCGGCUUGGUGAUGCCCAAAAAGGUACGUCAGGAUACCAGCAAGGCCAACUCGCCGCACGACCAACCCGAGGCUCGUCGGGGUAGGGAUGAAGCAAAGACCCCUGAGCCGACCAGCAAGCCGUCGUCAACCUUCGCGAGCACAAAAUCUCCCCUAGUACCCCGUGUGGCGCCACAAGCCUCGGCCUCGACGUCGGACAUCACGGUCAACAUCGCCGCCAAGAGCCCUUCGCACAAGGACGGCAAACCGGGCAAGAAACGCAAGCGAACUCCAACCCCAUCGACAACCAGCGUGAUAGAUAUGGACAUGGCUGCCGGUAGCAGCAGCAUCGACAUGAUUGCCCGCGAAACCAGCGCCGGAGCCAUGCUUCCUUUUUUGGCGAGUGCUAGCGGCAGCAAGCAGAAGACAAUGAAGGACAAGAAGCACCUUACAAACUACGACUGGAUCAAAGACCCCAAAGGUAAAAAGUAUGGUCCUAAGCAUCGUCCGAAAGCGUCAUGA
This is a messenger RNA of Kalmanozyma brasiliensis GHG001, 1929 nucleotides long. RefSeq names its product Zinc finger, RING-type. The coding region runs from base 1 to 1929 and encodes 642 amino acids. The record is from RefSeq and is a predicted model, not a curated record. NCBI's taxonomy places the organism in Eukaryota, Fungi, Basidiomycota, Ustilaginomycetes, Ustilaginales. Gene Ontology annotation, molecular function: ubiquitin protein ligase activity. Gene Ontology annotation, biological process: protein ubiquitination. The transcript has a single exon.